Messenger RNA from Schistosoma margrebowiei, 1304 nucleotides. The record is from the annotation of a GenBank genome assembly. NCBI's taxonomy places the organism in Eukaryota, Metazoa, Platyhelminthes, Trematoda, Strigeidida, Schistosomatidae.
AUGACAGUUGAAGAAUAUCAAGUUGGUCAACUUUAUUCCGUUGCUGAAGCUUCCAAAGGAGAGACAGGUGGUGGUGAUGGGGUGCAAAUAUUGGUCAACGAGCCGUUCGAUCAAACAACGUAUAAGCCUGAUCGCCCUUUAUUAAAAGGUGACCCAAGGUUCACCACUGGGCAAUACACCCAUAAAUACUACCACCUUGCGCACAAGGUACCAGGGUUUGUUCGUGUUAUCGCCCCUGAAAGUGCAUUCGUUUUCAACGAGUAUGCGUGGAAUGCUUAUCCCUACUGUCGAACUGUUAUCACAAAUAAUUAUAUGAUGGAGAAGUUUAGUGUAACAAUUGAAUCUCUUCACGUGGACUCCUUAGUAAAUAUAGAAAAUGCUCAUCAGUUAAGUCCGGAAAAAUGGGCGGAAGUUGAAGUGAUCUACAUAGAUAUUGGUGAUAUUUCUCAGGCAGACAAAGAUUAUAACCCUAAUGAAGAUCCUACAACUUUUCGCUCUGAAAAAACUGGUCGUGGGCCCUUAAAGCCGAAAUGGUGGGAGCAUCCAUCUGAAAAAAUAUUUACUGGAAAAAUUAUGGUCGCAUAAUGUCCGGUCAAACUUUAGUUGAAGGUUCCACUUGCUAUUAAAAUCAAAACAGGGCGUUGUUUUUCCUUGGUGGUGUAGAUCAAGUUAGUCAAGUUAAUUCAUCUAGGAUAGUAAUCAUUUGUGAAUUGCUUUAUUUCAAUCAGAUUAAUAUAGCAUAAAAAUUGUAAAUAAUAGGAAUCAAAGCCUACUAGCUAAGUUUAUGUGUCUGGUAGCUAGAUAGGGAGAACGAUACUAACCAGUUACUCAAAUUGAAGGUGAGUUUGAGAUAUGAGACUUGUUGAUUAAAAACCUAGUGCUGUAAACAUUAACCAACAGCUCCAUUUUUAGGUCUGUAUUUGUGUAUUAAUGUGUUUCAUUGUUCUUACUUUGAAACCAAAAUAUUAUAAAUUAUAGUAAACCUUAUUAUCUUACUUUUUGGUAUCAUUUGGUUUGUUGUAAAAUAAUCAUCCAAGUUUAUGUUGUACACAUACUAAGCGAAAUCAUUGGUUGGAAACUUUGAGUGGCAUCACUAUGAAUCAUUUUUCAUCUUUUAGAUCUUAUGUUAUACUGUCCCUUCAUAUAUACCUUUCCACUCUAUUGUUUCAAGCUAUAUUCUCUAGUGUUCAGUUAUUCUUAUUUUAUUUAUUUAUUUGAACACAUGAAUAUUAGUACAAAGGAGCAUCAAAUACAUGUGCGCCACACAAGUCACUUGAUAUAGGUGUAGGCUGUGAUACUGUCCG